AUGAUGGCCGAACGAGCAACAUGGAGUCAGUGGACCGAAUGGCUCCGGGUUCCGCUGCAGUACGCUGCCGCCAGCGGCAAUCAAGAUGUUGUCCAUGGCCUGCUAAUGGGCGGGGCGAGGGCAAAUACGAUUGAUGAUGAGGGAUGCACUCCGCUGCACUUCGCUGCGAGGUCUGGAAGGGAGGAGGUGGUGAGUACCCUCUUGGCCAGUGGGGCAAAAGAGAAUGGUCUUGACGGCGGCGAGUGGCGGCUGGAAUGGGACUGAAAUCGAUGACGAGAACCCGGGCUUGAAGGGACUGGUGGCGUUGCUAGUAGGCCUUGAGCCGGAAGGCGUGUUUCGCACGGUCCUGGGCUUCGUCUGAGGACGACCAAAAAAUCUGGAAGUGGUUUGGUGAGUUCGAUCACGCGUGUGGUUACUGAGACAUCAUUUGAACAUCGGAAACUUUCCCGACCGCGUCAAGACCUUUUGGCUUGGCUUGUUCCGCGAUGGCACUAUCAGAGGUACGCCGGAUGUGAUGUACCAGUGUCCAUGUGAGACACCACCGAAGUUGGUGGGCUAAUGGCGAACCCAAGUAGUGCUUUGGCAUCAAUCGAUGCACAUAAACUCAUACCACAACGUCCAACCCGCGUCUUGGAUGUUGUACAUCCUGCAUAGGUGAGGAGCCCGGGUGAAUUCGUCCCCGUCGUGGGAAUAAGGCACAGUCGUACCCUCUUGGGAUGUUAUCCGAUAUUUGAGAUACUGAAAGUAUUUCGUCGACACCAACCCAAUGGCGGAUGCAGAGCAGGGGUACCUGCGAAACCACAAAACUUUCGUAAUGUAGAGCUGUUCGGGAGAUUGUGGGUGACGUAGAACUCUUGAACGAGCCGAAAGCGGGGGCGGUAAGGCGAGAAGCUGUAAACAAAUGGCCAUCAAGUAAGUAUUGACUGGCGCGUAGAGCAUGCGUACUCUUUGGUGCUGCUGUGGAUCAUGAAUGCACCCGUUUCCAUCCAGCGCUCAGCGCACGUCCGGAUACACAUUCGGCCGAUACACCAGAUCAUGGGGUUUUCCGUAUGAAUCUGCUCUUGCUGGCAGUUCAUACAACUACCGAGUCACGUGGAUAUUUUGUUGUUAUUGUUGGCAGGCCAUAUGGGCGCGUCGGUCCACUUCGGGCUAAACCUGAAGCCGCCGUUCAACACCAGAGGCGGAGCGGAACCCUGCUCGUUUGGAGAUGAUUCUCUCCGCUGAGUUGUUAUUCUUCUCUAGACCAUGAUGAAACCACGAUGGGCUACUGUAUCCUGGGAUCAUUUCCAUAUUUUGCUAAGCACGCUCGCCGCCGGCUGCGAAUCACAAUGCUUCGGACCUGUGUCAUCAGGUUUAAUUCUGCUACAGAAGAACGGGUGUCGUUGUACGUUACAGGGUAGAUCUCCAAGCGUACCUAGACGGCCAGCGUCAGCGACUUUGCGAGGGAGAG
Molecule: messenger RNA, 1450 nt
Organism: Ectocarpus siliculosus
Lineage: Eukaryota; Phaeophyceae; Ectocarpales; Ectocarpaceae
Source: the annotation of a GenBank genome assembly